Messenger RNA from Contarinia nasturtii (swede midge), 572 nucleotides. Its product is annotated as cell division control protein 45 homolog. NCBI's taxonomy places the organism in Eukaryota, Metazoa, Arthropoda, Insecta, Diptera, Cecidomyiidae. The record is from RefSeq and is a predicted model, not a curated record. The annotation marks the transcript as partial. The transcript has 2 exons.
CUUUCAUCGUGUACAACACACGAAGACGGUCACAAGUAUAACGACGGCAAGCAGAAAAAGAAACAAAUUAAAAGACACCGAAUAAAUAGUGUGCAAUCCAAACCGAAAGGCUACCACCAUGAAACCAUUUGCCAGCAAAGGAACGAAAGGCAAGGCCAAACGCGAAUGUAAGUGCAAGGCAAAUUGUUGGCAUAUGGAAAUCAAAGAGGAGAGCAUCAAGCAAGAGCCGGACGAUAAUGCACCGCUGAUUGUACGCCUGACAACAUCAUUAUCGACCGAAGCCAGUGUCAAUGUUAAAUCGGAGAGCGAGAGCGAUAGCGAGGUUUUGCGCGAUGACGUUAAGGAGGAAAUGGAAUGUGAUGGGGAUUGUGUGAAGAAAGAGGGCGACACGAAGAAAGGAGCAGGUUCAAGUAAGGAUGCCAAUGAUGAUCAAGGCGAUGGUGGCUUAGAUAAUGUUAAUGGUGAACAACACAAACGUCGUGCGAAAGUCAAGGGACCAAGAAGAGCAAAGAAAAAGAACAAAACCAAAUCAACGAAAAAGCCAACGGGAAAGAUUAAGAAGUUGCAUCGUU